UCGUCAGAUACCAUAGUAUACCUGCUCCAUUUUGUUGUGCUGGUCGUUUGCAACAGUUUUGUCGUUCAUUCCACUAAGUGAUUUCAGUAGUUCGUCACCCGUUUUUAAAUAAGUGUUGUAUCUGUACACAUUUUAGUGCGAAAUUAAAUUCACAUAUUAUUUAUGCAUGCGUAUAGAAUAAAUAAUUAAUUCGCGGGUUUGUGUGAUAUUCGUGAUUACAUGGUGACAAUGAUUAAGACUUCAAUGUUAUACUACACUCAUAUCAGAUUACAAUAAAUUCCUACAAUAAUAUAUUAUAUUGUAAUGGACAAUUGGAAUUGUACGGAUGUGUGAUUGAUUACCCAGAUGUCUAGCGCCAAUCAGGCGAACGUUGAGAGUGAAGUAUGACGCACGCGGGCCGUUUAUCGCCCGUAAUAUGCCCGUUAGCAAAGCUGGGACGGUCGUCUCCUGGUUCUCUGGAGUUUACACCGUCCGUUCGAAACGCGCCGUUUCACCACCCGUACACGGUGCUAGAAGCCGAGACUAGCUUCACGUACAGCUCGACAUUACGGUGCAGUUCGCCGUGUUUGGACCAAGGUUACCACACGUUAGUGACCGGCGGUGGUGUCGGCGAUUGUGCCAAUCUGCCACUGCACUCUACAGCCACCAAGCACCGGCGGUCGCAGUCGCGGACGGUCAUCGGUUCGAACUUCGAUCGGCUUCGAGAUGAGUUGGUGCUCAAGGUAUUCUCGUACCUCAACAGCGCGGACCUUUGCGCGUGCGCGGCUGUGUGCCACAGAUGGGAGAACCUCGCGUGGGAGCCUGUUCUGUGGCGGACGAUCGCGCUGUGCGGCGAGAACACCUGCGGCGACAAGGCGGUCAGGUGCGUGUUGCGCCGGCUGUGCGGUCGUACCAGAACUGGCGCGUGUCCCGAGGUGCAGAGGUUGUUCCUUAGUGACGGCACCAAGAUAUCCGACAAGGGAUUGACGGCGUUGGCAAGGCGGUGUCCCGAGCUCACGCACGUCCAGCUCCACGGCAGUCCGAACAUCACUAACGCGGCCAUAUCCGAGUUGGUCGCCCGCUGCCCCAACUUACAGCACCUGGACGUCACCGGUUGUGUUAAGGUAAGCACCGUUGGAGUGUAUAGUCGUCCGGAGCCAUCGCUGAGACUGUGCCUGCAGUAUUUGGACUUAACUGACUGCCAGCUUGUCGACGAUGCAAAUCUAUGUGUGAUCGUUAGUAAUUGUCCACAACUAGCCUACUUGUACCUACGGCGUUGCACUAAAGUAACAGACGCCGGUAUCAAGUUCGUGCCGAGUUUCUGUUCGGCGCUGAAGGAACUAAGCGUGUCAGACUGUCACCAGGUGACCGAUUUUGGGCUUUACGAGCUAGCUAAAUUGGGCGCGCUACUGCGGUACCUGUCGGUGGCCAAGUGCGAUCAGGUGAGCGAUGCGGGGUUGAAGGUGAUAGCGCGCCGAUGUUACAAACUGCGGUAUCUGAACGUGCGCGGCUGCGAGGCGGUCAGCGACGAUGCCAUCACGGUGCUAGCGCGGUCGUGCGCCCGGCUCCGCGCGCUUGACAUCGGCAAGUGCGAUGUGAGUGACGCGGGCCUCCGGGCGCUGGCCGAGAGCUGUCCCAACCUGAAGAAGCUCAGCCUCCGCAACUGUGACCUGGUAACCGACCGUGGCAUACAGCUGAUUGCGUACUAUUGUCGGGGGUUGCAGCAGCUCAACAUACAAGACUGUCAGAUAUCCGCGGACGGGUACAAGGCCGUGAAGAAGUACUGCAAGCGGUGCAUCAUCGAACACACCAAUCCCGGUUUCUUCUGAACGGCCACGUUGUAUAUACUUAGGUGGUAUGCUGAGUGAUCCAUUUAACGUAAGGCAGUCAUAAUUGAAACUUCUAUUAACGUUUAUGAAAAUAUUAUUUUUCCCAUAAUUUUAAGUCGUUCAAAAAAAAUUAUAUUCAUAUCAUUUUCCAUCGUUAUCGUUUUAAAUGAAAACAUACAUUUUCAUGUUCCGAAAUAUAAUUUUAUUCCGAAUAUUUCAUCUAUAAAGAUCAAUUUUUGAGCGAGUAGUUUAUUAGUUAUAAGUACGAUUAGAUAAGUAGAAUAGUGGACACUCCGUUCAUCUAAACUUUAAAUACUUAUUAGAUCACAUUACUUACUGGCAACUGUUGUAUACUUACUAAACUUUACUAACUUAUAAACUAUACUCGUUCUAAAUUUGAUUUUUGUAUAUUUAAGUACUCUAAGAAAUAAUUUGCUUUGAAAUAAAGAAUUAAGAAUGAAUGUUGUGUUAUAGUAUUAAGAAAGUUUAAAAAAAAAUUCAAAGUAUUAAUAAUUUUUGAAAUAAUGAGCAUUUUAAAACAGAUGGAUCAACCUUCAACCGAUAUUCUUGGGUCGUAUACGGCGUCGCGGUUCGGUAACAUAUUAUAUGACGUGUGUAAGUGUCUCAUAAUGAAUAGAAUAAUUAUAAAAUUUCUAAAAAGUAAUACGUGAGUCGGCGUGGGAUGGAUACGAUAAUUAUAAAGUGAUAAAUUUAAUAUUAUUAACGUAUAGUUACAACUUGCAAAUAGUCUGAAUUAUCUAGGACCCUUUGAGGGUCAGGUUACUCGUGCAAUAUAAUAAAACCUAUCGACUAACAAAUACUGUAAGACGAAAAAAUUAUUUUAAAUUUAAAUUUUUCUCUUUUUUUGCAUUUAUGGCAGCGAAUAUUAUAUCAAUAUUAAAUUUUAAAUCAUCGUCACCUACGCCGAUACGUUCAUAUUAUUUAGUUAACCAUUUAUUUAAAUGACGAUCAAACCUUAUCAGUUAUCGCUGACACUGCCCAUAUACAUAACUAUUAAAUAUAUAUUAUUAAAUCAACAUAUAAUUAUUAUGAUAUCAUUAUUAUUUAUUAAACUCUCCUGAUAGGAGGUACCUAUGAAAAAAAACUUAUACACAAAUCGUAAGUUUGUAGUUUUUUUUUUAAAAAAUUCUAAUUUCUUUAUCAAUUGUGCACCUAUAUCUAAUAUCGAUGUGAUUGAUGUCUCAGUUAUAACUCUUAUUUCUUAACAUAGGUACCAAAAAUAAAUUGAAUUGACUUUCUAACUUCUAUUUCAUGUUUUCAGAGAUUAAAUAUUUUCUAUGAUCCCAUAAAUUUUCAAAUUAUUGUAAUUAUUAUUUAUUUUCUAAGGAGAUUGUUCGUAAAAAUCCACGUUUUGCAAAUCCAGUAACUUUUAUUUUAAUAAUUAUUACCUGCCGCAUGGCUGUACAAUAAUCAUAUAAGUAGUAAUUUGUUACUAUUGAUUAACUUAAUCUAAUUAGUUAUCAUCAAAUACUACUUUAAAAUUCAAAUCAUAAUAUGCAUUUAUAUUUACAUAAUCGUAAAAAUAAGUAAAAAUAAAAAAAAAUUGAUUUAUCAAGAUAUUGCAUGUUACCACAAAAAAAAUUAUAAAUUUAUUUGACCGAGAAUUAUAAUUAACCAUCAGGGUGUUUCAAAAUCAUAUUAACUGAUAAACUACACUAAAAUUAAAUGUACAUAUAUGUCUGUAUAAAAUGUAUAAAUUAAAUGUUGAAGUAUGGUUAUCAAUUGAUAUUGUAACAUAUUAUUGUAAUAUUAUUAAUCUUUAUUUUCAAUCAUAACUAAAGUGCCAUCUAAUUUGUCUAAAUGUUGCCAUUCGACUUUCGAAAAGAAAAAUACACUACUUAUUAUUUUAAUAGUAUUUUAUUAGACGACUGUGUUUAUUUAUAAGUCUGAUCACAAUUUAAAACUUUUAUAGUUUAUAUAUUAUAAUGUUGUCUGGUU
This is a messenger RNA of Rhopalosiphum maidis (corn leaf aphid), 3767 nucleotides long. Its product is annotated as F-box/LRR-repeat protein 7-like. Bases 384 to 1808 code for a protein of 474 amino acids. Gene Ontology annotation, molecular function: protein binding. Gene Ontology annotation, cellular component: SCF ubiquitin ligase complex. Gene Ontology annotation, biological process: SCF-dependent proteasomal ubiquitin-dependent protein catabolic process. Lineage: Eukaryota; Metazoa; Arthropoda; Insecta; Hemiptera; Aphididae. The transcript is spliced from 5 exons. The record is from RefSeq and is a predicted model, not a curated record.